AUGUAUACUGAUAUGGAUCUUCAUUCAAUUUCAGUCGAUUUAAAUGGUUAUCCAAUUGCCGAAGUACAAUCAUCACGUUCAUCAAUUCAAUUAAAAACAAUUGAUUAUAGUGAAUUAUUACGUAAAAUAGCUGGUAUUAAUAUUGCAUCUUUAACUUGUACGAUUAUUUGUAUUGUUUUUGAUUUAAUUGUUACAUUGAUUAUAUUGAGUAUGGGUGCAUUUAAUCAAUCAUCGUGUCCAAUAGAAUCUCGAAUACCAAUUUAUUUAAUUGUAUUCAGUAGUGUUAAUCUUGGAAGUAUAUGUUUUACUAUUGUUGCUAGUAUAAUUCAUUAUCGACAAGAUGAUGAAAAUUUAAUUGGAUUUUAUUAUGUUCAUUGUUCAGCUAUUAUUAUUAUAAUAUUACAAUUAUUUAAUUAUAUUUGGCUUAUUAUUGGAAGUAUUUGGAUAUUUCGAGUUUUUAAAUAUGUACAAUAUGAACAAAUAAAUCAAACAACUUAUUGUCAAGAAAAUUUUUAUCAAUUUUCAAUGGUUUCAACUAUUUUACAAUAUGCUCUUUCAUUUGUAUUUUGUGGUUGUAAAAAUCUACCUUGGAAUUUUUGA
This is a messenger RNA of Rotaria sp. Silwood2, 600 nucleotides long. NCBI's taxonomy places the organism in Eukaryota, Metazoa, Rotifera, Eurotatoria, Philodinida, Philodinidae. The record is from the annotation of a GenBank genome assembly.